Molecule: messenger RNA, 6558 nt
Organism: Frieseomelitta varia
Lineage: Eukaryota; Metazoa; Arthropoda; Insecta; Hymenoptera; Apidae
Gene: Eip93F
Product: mushroom body large-type Kenyon cell-specific protein 1
Exons: 9
Coding region: 94-4728 (1544 amino acids)
Biological process (GO): regulation of transcription by RNA polymerase II
Cellular component (GO): nucleus
Molecular function (GO): DNA binding
Source: RefSeq, a predicted model, not a curated record
ACAUUCAUUCUAAGAUGUGAUUUCAAAAAUGGCGGAUUGCCCCUAUGCCCGUUGCAUACAGGAACGCAGACACAUCCGACGGGAGCUGCUGCGAUGGACAAAGAAUAUGGUCUUCGUAGUCGUUGCGGUGGUGUCGCAGGUCUGGAACGGGUAGCGGAGGAGUUGAUGGGCCGUAGGAGAUGGAAGCAAUAUCAGGACACCCUGUACAGCGGUACUCGCAGCAGCGAAUCACUGACGGCACAGCCCCACCACCGGCUAUACCCGGCGUUCUCGUCGUCCUGCGACCCGGUGCCCGGCAACUUGGAACAAAUUGGGUCGCGUCCGCUUCAUCCUGCGUCCUCCUCGUUACCUACAACGAUAACGGCCACAACGACGGUGUCACCGGCAACGACGACGACAGCGGCAACGACGGCGACGACGACGACGACGACGGGCCUGAUCAAGCAGGAGAGCCUGCAGAGGCAUCACCUGCAAAAUCACCAUCACCUUCAGCCCUCCACCGUCGUUCAAGAUCACCAUCAACAUCACUGUCAACAACAACAACAACAACAACAGCAGCAGCAGCAGCAGCAACGGCAACGGCAACAGGAAGAGCGUCGCCUGAGGCCGGACGAGAUCAAAGUCGAGGUCGGCGAGGACGAGUUCGCGAACGGUGUCGGCCGAGAGGAGUCGACGGUGACGGCCACGACGACGACGACGACGACGACGACGAGCACGUCGACGACGACAACAACGGGAACGAGCAUCCUCGCCGUGUGCACCAGUACAGCGACCGGCACGAUCGCCACCAUCAGCACGGCCGCGAUGACCACGGGGACCACCACGAUCCCGACGAGACGACGACGCAAACGCCGGCAGAACGAUGGAGAGGCCACCGACGACAGAGAGGACGACGAAGAGAACGAGGAGGAGGAGGACGGGAGAGUCGGACAGGCCGAGACGGAGAAACGGCUGAAACUGGACGAAAACGCCGACACGAGCAGGCCCGUCAGUCCUCUGAGGAGGGAGAACGAUCGAGGAUCUCGGGAUUAUCCGACUGCCAACGCAACAGACACGGAAGGGACCAAGGAACGAACGGAGGAAGUCGCGUUGGAGCGGACACCGGUGACGCAGGGUUCGUUGCGGGUAAAAACGGAGGAGGAGCUGCAAGGUGUGCCGAGUUGUGGAGGAGGCGGCCCGACGAUAUUGACGACACCGGCCCCGGAUUCGGACGGCAUCAGGUCAGGAGUACUGCCGUGUCGGGAGGUUGAUGCAGCCGCUAGGAACACGGUAGCGCCGUUUCUCGUCGGUGGAAGCCGACGCACCAGCCCACCGCCGGAAGACUGGAAGCCGCUAGACAAGUGUUACUUUUGCCUGGACGGCAAGCUACCGCACGAUGAUCAACCACCACUCAGCCCGCAGAGCGACAGUAGCAGCAGCUCGCGGUCGGCCGAGUCACCGAUGUCGGUCCAGGUGGACCCGAUGGCGGCGUCCGUGGUCGCCGCCGCUCUCACCGGUAGCUACCCUACCCUACUGCCACAGUGGUGUCUGCCACCAAGGGAGGCACCUCUCGUUGCAGGGGUGCAGCCUCAUCAGGACAGUGCAACGCCAGCCGAUCAACCUCUCGACUUAUCGGCCAAACCGAAAAACUCUCAGGAUAACAACAUAUCUAUACUGGAACAACAGAAAAUACCUCUGAGGAUGACAGCAGGUAUCGACCCCAAGAGUAUCUUUAAUUCUUGUUACCGCGCGAAACCACGUAUGACCGGGCCGGUGGCGGCCGUGGCGGCGGCCGCAGCAGCCGCGGCAGGCGUCGGUGGUGUCCCCGUGGUGGGUGCCGGGGGUGGCCGGAGGGCCUACACCGAGGAGGAACUGCAAGCCGCGCUCAGGGAUAUCCAGAGUGGCAAGCUCGGCACACGAAGGGCGGCCGUGAUCUACGGGAUACCGCGUAGCACACUGCGCAACAAGGUCUACAAGCUUGCGAUGGAGCGCGAAAGGGACGCGUCCCUCUCUAGCACCCACUCACACCCUCACGAGCCCGGCGCCCCAGCCACCACCACCACCACCAUCACCACCACCACCACCACCACUACUACUACUACUACAACUACAACACCACCAAAUACGACCCAAAACGCCUCCGCGACCACUCCGCCCCCGCAAGUGGACGAGGUGGACGACAAAGAACUGUCCGGAGCGGAAGAGGAGAAAGAAGUGGAGAAAGCUCUGUUGAAGCCGCUGUUGUCCUUGGAGGACCUCGUCAGGUUUUCCGCCCUGGAAGGAAGCGGCGGUGAUUCCCUAAGAACGUUGCUGCAGCGAGGACACGAGACGGGAGCCGAGUGGCCAGGACUCGAACACGCCAACAUCGGUCCGUAUAUUCAAAAGAUGCUUGCAGCCGCGGCGCCAUUUAAAGGCAUGGAGACGCAAGACUAUCGCAUUCCAGAGGUGAUGAGAAGGCUGAUGAGCGAGGACAAGAGGCUAAACAAAAGCGUAAACGGGGACCAGUCGCAGCCGUCGCAUCAGCAGCAGCUCCAUCAUCAUCAAACGCACUCGACUCAUCCGCAAGGCCAGGCACAGUCGCAGACGCAACAGCAGCAACAGCAGCAGCAGCAGCAACGUGGCCCAAUAACGAACGACGAUUUCAAUCCGAAUAUCGAAGAGGAGGCGAGCGACAGUGCUCAGGGCAGAGCGAUUCUCAAAAUUCCGUCCUACAAGCCGGCGAGCACGCCCGGUUGUUCGAGCAAAAACGGCGAGCCAACGUCGGCCGCGUUCGCGCAGGGAUUCGCAGCGGCGACCGCGGCCUCGAGUCCGGGACUUCUGGAACGGGCGAGCCCCGCGUUCUCCGGCACCAGUAGCCCGACCAACUCCCUGGUAGGGAAAACCGUGGCGGUGAACUUCCGCGACGUGAUCGCGAAAAGCAUCAGCGUGAAAUUCCAAGAGGGGCAGACGGUGGCCACCGCUGCCGGGAUGCCCGGAUGCCAGCCGAGCGGGGUGGUGCAGUCGCAGCAGACGAUAAUGGCGGACCCGAGCCCGUUCAAACGAGGUAGAUACACGCCGCCUCAACCUGCGACGCAACAAGCUCAGACGCAGGCGAAACCGCAGACUCAGGAGGCGAACAAACCGAAACCAGCUACCGGUGGCAAAGGAACCAGACCGAAACGCGGCAAGUACAGGAACUACGACAGGGACAGUCUGGUCGAGGCUGUGCGCGCUGUCCAGCGGGGCGAAAUGAGCGUGCAUCGCGCGGGCAGCUACUACGGAGUGCCACACUCCACUCUCGAGUACAAAGUUAAAGAGCGGCACCUGAUGAGGCCAAGGAAGAGGGACCAGAAGCAGUCGGACGACAAGACGAAGGAGACCUCGGCGGUGACAGCGGCGGCAGCAGCCGCGAACAUACGACCAGGCACGGCGGACAAGAAGCCACAGUUGAAACCACAGAAACCGUUCACGUCACCGGGCGGUAUCCCAGGGCCCAACGGGAUCAAAAUGCCGCCGUUCAUCGAGGGCAUGCCUCAUUUGCCGUUCACGCCGUUCAAUUUCUGGAGUCCGCCGCCGUUCAUGCCGUCGCCGUUCAUGGCCGGUGCACCGAACGUUCCGACGAUUCUGCCGGAGCAGUACUUUGCAACGAGUAGGAUCCGCGGCUUGCAGGAACAACAGAGGAACGCGGCCAUGGUACAGCAGCAGCAGCAGCAACAGCAACAGCAGCAGCAACAACACCAGACGCAGCGAGACAGAGACGGGAUUGGCGUGGCUGCUGCGACGGCCGAAUCGCCGGGAACCUCGAAUUCUCGUGGCACGCCGAUGAGCAAAGCGCCGCGGGAGGUGUCGGAGAGCCUGUACGACGGUUCGGGCGCGAACGGCAGUUUCUUGGACAAUUUGAUCAGGUCGAGUCUCGAAACGGGAAUUCCAAGGGACCAGAGGGCGAUGACCGACGCGAGGAACCAGCAACAGUCGUCCACGCAGCAACAACUGCCGGAAUCGAUGAGGAGCAAAGCGUUGAUCGAUCAACUGUGCAGAAACUCGAGGAGAACGCCGGUGCCGAGGCUGGCGCAGGACAGCAGCGAGGACGAAAGCUACAGGGGACCAUCGGCGACCGGGAGGCCGAUACCGGAGAGGCCGGAACGCGUGCCCACCGUUGACCUUAGCCCGUCGCCGUCGGAACGCGGCCGCAACGACGACGGUAGCGAUCGGCUCACGUCGCCUCCGACGCCCCUCUCGAUCUCGAGGGCCGGAAGCAGAGACGAGGACAGUACACGGGACUCGAGGAUAGAUCGCAGCAGCAGGGAACGGGAGGUUCACAACGGUGGACAGGAAGAUCGUGAUAAAAAGAGCGUUCAGCAGCAGCAACAGCAGCAGCCGCCGCCGCCGCCGCCGCAGCAGCAGCAGCAGCAGCAGUUGAAUCACUACCCGGACUUACACAAUCUUUACGCCGUAUCAACUGAGAAAAAAAGUGCCUGUGAUAGUAAGCUUAUAGUAGAUCAUUCGAGCCAGAAGAGUCAACAGCAGCAGCAACAGCAACAGCCGUCGCAGCAGCAGCAGCAGCAACCACAACAACAACAGCAGCAGCAGCAGCAACAACAGCAGCCGCAACAGCAACAAAAGGAGUACGGUGCAGUGAGCGGACUGGUUGUACAACUGCAGCGGAGCUACAGCACCGGGAACAGCAGGUCCAGCGAGCAGACAAACAGCCAGCAACCGACGGAGCAACGCGGACCGGUCAUCAGCAUGGAAGACACCGUCGAGCAGUAGACGAGGAGAGAAAACGAAAGUCGGUAUCGUUGAUCAGUAAAGUAUAAAAGUAACUGAAUAUGAUGUUAUUACACGCGGAUCGGUGAACGAUCCGCGUAGACGGUAAGAGCCAAUUCCCGCCCCGAUGCCCCGGCAUUCUACCGCACCACAAUAGCCAACAAAACGGGGUGGUCUCCGGUGAUUCUCGGCCUUUCCGCCUUUCUCUCUCUCUCUCUCUCUCCUCCAUCGGUUCGCGCAAUCGUACACAUCCAUCGGCACAGUAACCGGUAAUUGUCUCUCGCUCUCAACUCUUGCGAUCGGUCACGAGACCGACAAAGAACCGGAAAUCGUGCCGCGGCUAUGAAAGCCGAACGCGCGACCCGUACCCCGGAGGAGAAGGAGGUGAAAGCCGAGGUGCACCUCCCCCGUGUUGUGGCGUGUGCGUGGUGUGUGCGCGCGUGUACAGGACGAGGGAAAGACGUUUCGAGUGAAAACGCGAAACGGUGGCACGAAACAGCUAGCAGCGCGCCACCCUCCUCCGCGCUGCCCCCCCCCUGCCCCCCAGCCUCCUGACCGUGCCCUUUUCCACCCGGAAACGUUCCCCUUGAACGUCGCGAGGCGGAAUAUUGGUGGAAACAAACGCAAACGGAAAAACGGGUAACGAAAAGAGAGGAGAGAAAAAAAAGGAAAGAAUAAGGCGGCGGGGGAAAGGGGGGCGGGCGGGCGGGUGGAGGGGAGGGUAAAGAAAACGAAGGAAAAAGAAAGGAGAAGAAGUAAAACGCGUAAAUGCCACCCAACCAACACUCGUGAACCCACUGCGAUUCCAUCAGUCACAUACGCAUAUCCGGCGUUCGAUCUCCGUCCAGCUGACGGUAGGUCGUACCGGAACCUUUUUUCGACUAUGGCGAUAUGUAUAACAUAUAUGUGUACAUAUUUCGAUUCGAGGAGAACGAGCAAGAAACGGACACAAGACACACGAUGCAAUGUCAUGUUGUACACGCAUAUACACACAUAUACAGACACACACAUGCCCAUCCACAGAGACACGCAGGUAGAAACGUACUCGGUGAUACACACAAACGCAUACACACACGUUUUUUUCGCACGUACAUUAUUUCGGACGCCUGUGACAGCGUCGGGUCUAUGCAACGUCUGUGCAACGUCCCGGCGCUUACGUUUACAAAUACAAAUGGGGAGCAGACGAGCAGCACACGUGCACGCGUCCGUAGGGAAAAUAUACGCGUUGGGUAGGGGCGCGCGCGCGACGAAAUUCUGCAGGGUUGUCCGGCCGACGAACACGCGCGCUGAUACAGCUCGUUGGCCGAUAGAUAGACUUUUGAACGCGCGAGCGCGAGGAGAUAGACGAAACAAGAGAAAAAAAAAAAUAAAAUAAAAGUAAAAAUAAAAAAGAAAUGAAAUAUAAAACAGAAGAAGAACAGAGUAAUUGCCGACGCAACAACGUAUUUUUUUCCUCUAUCGAUGUAAAACUACCUAAAUGCAAGAAGAAGAAGAAGAAGGAGAAGAAGAAGAAGAAGAAAAACUUAUUACCUACUACUAACAUUACUUAACUCGUAAGGAGCAACAUAAUUAUAUAAGGAAUGAUAUAUUAUAUAUUAUAUAUAUAUACAUAUAUUUUUGGUCAUUACGAACGUAUGCGAAACGAGAACGAGCCAAGACUUUUGUUGGCGCGCGUAUAGAUGACGUUUUUUCAUAAGGAGACAAUAUUUCUCUAAUCUCGGUUAUUUCGAGGCUGGCGUUCGGUAGAAACGCGUCCCCCCCCAUUCCCCCCCCCCCUUUCACAGACCAGGCGGGUCGCUUCGGAAGAAGGAAGCAGGAAUCACAGCUGUUUGA